Molecule: messenger RNA, 10364 nt
Organism: Coregonus sp. 'balchen'
Lineage: Eukaryota; Metazoa; Chordata; Actinopteri; Salmoniformes; Salmonidae
Source: the annotation of a GenBank genome assembly
UGUGAUAUCACCGAGAGACAGAGGUUAGAAUUUCUCUCUCACAACCAUCUUGGAUAUAGAAAACUGACUCGGUGAGUCUCUGCCGCUAAUCUAACUUAAUCUAACCGUUUAUCAUCGUUUAAAAUAUUUUAAACAGGGCUCUGACGGUACAUGAGAAGUGUGUCAUACCCCUUAUGUGGAUAUUAAUCUAUAUCACUAUAUACACACAUAUUCACUGUUAUGUAGUCGAUAUCUGGUACAAAAUGGGGGAACACAACUCUGCCCACAUUCGCUAACUGGAACAGGCUAACUAGUUGAGAACAUAGAGGACACCUUUUAAAUGUUACCAAUGGUGCUACCUUUGUAAAGUGUUGGGUGGACGUUGUCGGUGAAUCAACACAUGAAAUUGGCUUGUCGGCUCUUUGUAACCGCGCACAGCCAGCUAGCUAACGUUAGUUUCAAGCUAAGUUUGUUCGCCAGAAAGUAAGCGUACCGGUAGCUAGCUAACUUUUUUGUUUGUUUGUAGACUUUUUAAAAGUUGGUACGUUUUGUUAUUAUUGCUGUUACGUUAUAUUAAACAGCGUUGUUUUCGUCCAGUUGCCACGUUGUCUCCUGAUUUGCAGCUUAACAUUAGCUAGUUAACUAAUCAUUUUAAAGUGGCUAGUUAGCGUGCUAGCUAGGGACUGGGGUGUAGCUAGCUAUGUAGCAACACGUGAAACACGCAUAACACUUGAUUUCUAAUUAAAAUUGUUAGCUAGCUAGCUACUUGGCUGCUAUCCAUUACAUUAACAUUUUAGUCAUUUAGCAGACGCUCUUAUCCAGAGCGACUUACAGUUAGUGAGUGCAUACAUUUUCAUACUGGCCCCCCGUGGGAAACGAACUCUCAACCCUAUGCUCUACCAACUGAGCUACAGGGGAACUACUGACCUCACUCACUGUCAGUAAGUAGGCUAACGUUACCAUUGGCAGUAUCAGUCAUUCAGUGAUUAAAAUGGUAUACAAGUACAGUAGUUUGUACUUAGUAUAAAUUAGAUCUAGUUGGGAGUUAUUGAUAUUUGAACACUGAGACACGUUGAAACCUGUUCCUACUACAGUACACUCAAGCCAUCGGCGCUCUGCAUUUGCCUAGUCAAUGUGAGCCAUGUAAAAAUAGCUAGUAAGUUGGCUGUUUUAAAUAUCAGUUAUUCCUGGUGAGUCAUUCCUUGAUUUCUCUUUUCAGACAAGCAUGCCUGGCGAAGCCACAGAGACGGUCCCGGUCACUGAGCAGGAGAUGCAACAGCCACAAGUUGAGACUGGUUCGUAUAGCAUUAUUAUAUCAGCAUGCUAAAAUACUAAUCAACAGGGCUAAUGGGGUCCUGGAACUCAAACACGGCAGUAGAAGUCAUAUUCCCCCAUUGGAAGUGGAAUGGUGGCUUUUAUUUGAGAGCUCUAUAUUAGUUUAACUCCUUCAGGAAAGGUAGCGCUCAUCAGUUGACACUGAGAUAAUCAAGCAGAUGACACUGACAUCUGUUGUUGACAUUCACUUGGAACUCUGUUUCCUCUGGGUCACCUGUUGAGUCCUGCUUUAGCACAUUCUCAGCAUAAAUGGAGAGGUGUGGUGUCAGGUUUAUUUAAAGGGGUGGGUGGGCUGAGCAGCUGACUAAUCAUAUAAACCAUGCCAUGUAGAUUAUAAACCUGGUGGGCUACUCUGUCUCUAUCCACAUCUUCCAGACUAGAAACCAUGUUUUUAUACUUUGAAGUGAGUAGGCCACUAGAAUUAUGUUUGACCAGGCCGGUCAUUGCCUCACUUUGCAUUAAUGUGGGAAUAACGGUGUGCUAACAAUUUUAGGGACAUCAUAGGGCAUUUCUAAAACAAUGAUGGUUGUUGUGUCCUGAAAUUCACUGCAGUUCAAAUGGGUUAACCAGGACCCCUUGUUAACUCAAAACUCACAUACUCACACCCGCCUGUUGAAUGUUACUGCACUGACAACUGGGUUGUGAAACACUUCCUAAUGCACGGGUAUUGAUGUAGUCGCCUUGUGCAUGGAACAUUUUAAAGAAACAAAACCAAUUACAUGAUCAAACUUUAAUAGCAACCUUUGGCAUAAAGGAGUGUCACUGACUAUCAUAAUGUUACAGCUGUAGGAAUUACUUUUGGUUCUGGGAAAUACUGGUCCACAUAAUUGUUUUUAUAGCAGCUUUAUAUUUUUUAUAUUCACAAUACAUUUUCAUUGACCAUGUUAAUUAGCCAUUGCUUACUGCUAUUUUAUGUAUUUUAUCUCAAAUUCUAGAUUUGACUUUGAUUUGAUGGUAAUUAAUUGAUGAGCUAACAAUUGUAGGCCUGUUAUGGCAUUGAUUUGACUAAAUGGUGAUGUCAAAGGUAAGCUGCUUCUGUGAAGUAGCUUAUGGAGCUUUAUUUUCAAGUCAUUUGAGAAACAUUGGUUUUAAUUAGUACGGAAUUAGUAUUGAGGUUGGUUUUCUUAAAGCAGUUUCAUGCUGCAACCAACCAAAUUCUGAUUAGUAUAACAAAGAUGUGUCAAUAUGCAAGUGAAGAUAAUUGGUGAAACUUUUUGGAUUUCCUCACUACCAAGCCCUGUACCAGAAGAGUUAUAAGCAGAUGAAAGUCCAUGUUUCCCCAAAGAGACUACGGGGUGGAGCUGAUGAAGACCACAGAUUGCUUUUGAAGUCCACUGGUCGUGAUGGCAGCUGAAGAAGGUGCAUGUGCUAAACAAGUGAAGACUACCGAUAUUGAUUGGAGAAGACCAUGGGUGUUCAGUACCACAGGUGCCUGUUUAAUGAAGUUGCUGAGAAACUACAGUGAAGGAUUUAUAGAUAGAGACCACAUGCUAGUGGUAACACCAAGUGUCAGCUAACUGUUUUUAGCUGAAGACCACAGGUGAAGACUUUAAGAAUUACUGUUAAUGUUAGACGGUUGGAAGAGCUGAAAAUUGUUUUUGUUCAGCAAGGAAGUCGGUGUUCCAGAAAAGUGUUGAAAAUCCUCUGGGAAUUGGGUUCAAUUGCAUGAAAUGGAUGAGAAAAUAUUUAGGUUUGCUUUUCAAUUCUAGUAAUUUGACAGUUAUUCAGGUAAGGUUAUUAAAUUGCCUCAUAUCAAACAGAAUAGCAACUUAUUAAAUCUCGAUUUACUAAUUCAAAAGUUUUCUAGUUGUUCAGUGUGCAUGAUUGUCUCUGUCGUAAGACUCUUCACUCUGAAAUAUUGUUAUUACAGUUUGUAGAUGUAUUGAAUGCUACUCUUCAGAGGGUUUCCUCACUUUCGGUCUCAAGGUUUUUCCAACUACAAUCUUGUGCAUUUAGGCACUGCAUGGUAACUGGGACAUGGGCACAAGUUUGGUUUUGUGGGUAUACACAACGUUCACCCAUUUUUGGUUCACUUAUAACAAAUAGAAAGCUGAAGUCUGCAUCCUUGCACAACCUCACAAACACCUUGGUUCAACUGAAUUGGUAGAUGUAGAUCACAAACCCAUUGCUAAAAAAUGUACUCUUAUUCAAUUGUUUCCUCUUAAUAUUUUGUCAUAUAAUCAAAACAUUUUGGACCCCACCUUCCUCAUGUUUGUAAAAGUAUCUCGUAUAGGAGAGUACAAUUAGUGUAGCUAGAUUUUCUUAAACGAGGGGUUCAAUCAUUUUGAUCAUAUGCGUUAAAAAAACGUAAGCUUAUCAACCGAUCCUCACACUAUCGCUGUGACUAUCCCCUGCUGCUCCUCCUCCUUUCCUUCCUAUCAGCUCCAGGGGUGUUGAGUUCCUCUGCUCCCCUUGGGAUCGCUGUGACCAAGGCCCCUUUGGAGAGUCCUGUGCCUCCAGAAGGCUCCACUUUUCUUCCAGAGAUCGAAUCCCAUCCAGUGUCAGGCAUGGCUUCUGGAGAGGCAGCUAGUGGACAACUUAAUGGUGUAAAAGCAACACUUGAAGUCAAUGCGCAAACUGAGGUGCCAGGAGUCACAGAGAAAGCAGUGAUCCAAGAAUCUGUCUCUCCAGUUGAGGCUGCUGCAUCUGCCUCAGAAGAAAUGCCUGUUCAAGAACCAACGGCUCUUUCUGAUGAACCUGAUGCCUCAAAUGAAGAACCAACUGUUCAAGACCCAGAAGCUGCUGCCAAAGAACCCAUUGUGCAAGCAACCGUUGUUGAAGAGUGUAAAGAAGCUGCUGAAGAACAGGUCAACCAAGCAACGGAAGAUGUAAUCAUUCAAGAUUCAGCUCAAGUUACAGAGGCUACCGUGGCAGCCACUCAAGAGACCGUGGCUGAGGAACCUGUGGCUGAAGCUGAAGAGCCCAUUGAAGUGGCUGAAGAGACUCCGGUCAAAGAACCAGUGCCUGCUGCUGAAGAGCCAAUCGCUGAUGCUGUUGACGGGCCAAUCGCAGACACUGUUGAUGGGGUGGCACGUGGAACUCCAGAAGUCACCCCCGAGCCUGCAGUCGAGACGAUCACUGAAGACUUGAAGACUGUGAGUUUGGAGCCAGCUCCUGAAGAUGGCAUACCAUGCACUGAAGUGGCCAACUCGAACCCUGGGGCCACAGAACCUGAACCUCUGCCUGCUGAUUUGACCAUAGACACUGCCACACAAAACGAAACUCCCGUUGAGAAAGAAGCAAUUGCGGCCUUCUCUGAGGCCGUCCAGACAAAGGUGACGUCAAAUCGUGCAGGCCCGACCAUCUCCACCCGGCACCUGUCAGGUGGGUCAUUUUGUGUGCAAAGUAAAAGCUGCUUUUACCCUCUUACAGCAGCUCCCUCUUCCAGAUCUUUUGUUUCUUCUAUACUUGCACACUUUUGCACCCACUGGGCCUAGAUUAGCUUUUUAAAUGGUAUGCUUUCCCCAAUUGAUCUUAUGUAUUUUAAUAUGCUUGAUGAAAAGGGCGAAUGUUGAGAGAGAAUUAAGAGUUUGUCUAUUUUCUUUUGAGGCUUGUUAUUAUCUCAAAAGGGCUCUCAAAUGUAUCUUGCGUCACUGUUUAAACUCAGUUUCACCUUGAAACAGGCCAGUCCAUUUAAGCGCUUCAUGUAAAGAGUUGACUUCAGCAACUUUUUCCUCGGCUUCAGAUGUUGACUGUCCUUUUCACUGUCGCUCUACUUUCUCUGGGCUUAUUGGUGUUUGUCCAGGAAGAAUGCACCAAGCCAACUGUGUUAAUGUGCUCUAACUGCAGUGUGUUUUCAACACUGGUAUUUGUGUCCAUUGAGGGAGCUCUAGUUCCAGUUAUUGCUAUUUGUUCAUUGCGGUACACCAUUUUAAUCCUCACUAUCCUUUCAUCAUCCUCACAUCUGCUGUGGAUUGUUUUUUAAAUGUAAUGGUAGUAUUAAACAUAGCGAAUUGGUCAAAUGUUUCAAUGAAAUAAUGAUUUAUUUGAUUUGUAUCUACUAUAGCCUAGUUGUUCCCAAAUCUAUGGGGUGCGCAAUGAUGAAAGGGGGGCAUGAGUGAAAAAGUUUGGAAAGCACUGCGAUAACUUAAUUUAUUUUUUUUUUUUGUAGAUCAAAUGUUCUUAAUGUGCUCUGUUCUGCAUAGCAUUGUUUAUAACCACUAAAGAGCCUUCGAAUUUGACCUGUCACAAAUGUAUUUUAGUGUAAAUAGUGCCAUGCUUUGUGAAUGCAUUUGCCAAGCUUUGUCUUUCUUCUGCACUGACUGGGUCCUCAAUUUUUAUCUCUGGUUAUGAAAUUAGAGUAACGAUGUAUAAAAUGUGACGUGUGGGUCUGUGCUUGGACCAAGUAGAUGUUUUAACUUCAGGUUGUUAGUGGUUUUGCCUGAAUACUUGAAAUUGAGUGUGCUGCCCUGCAACAAUUCCUUCCGUUUUGGAAAGAAGGUUGGUGUGGUGUUUUCCUAACCCUGGAGUUCUGAGGUAACAUUGCCUCCUGUGUUCCGAUCUUUUAACCCGCAUGGUUCAGGCUUUGACGUUCUUGUCUUCCAAAUUUUAAACAAACACAUUUGUUUCAUUCAGCUGCACCCUCUGCCCCUGCAAGUCUGGCUACCUCCCAGAACCCUCAGACUGCUUCUGGCCCUGCCAAGCCCAAAGGCAAAGAGGCCAAGGGUGGCUCUGCCCCAAAGGCUGUCCCUGGCAGAAGAAAACGCUCUGCGAUGUCUGCCUCCUCUGCUUCUCCUACCUCACCAAAGUCCACCACCUCCGCAUCCUGUUCCCCCCUAGCUACCUCACCUGGGGCUGCUGGAGCUCCCAGCCAGGGCAAUCGUGCUGCCCCCAAGGUUGUGAAGGCUGGCAAACAAAGAAAGGCUAAAAAAGAGUAUUUCAAGCCUGCUGCUGACCUGCCAGCCCCAGCAGAGGCUCCUGCCCCCACACAGGCCAAACCUGUUCCUAUGAAGCCUAAAGCUGCUCCUGCAGUAGUAGUGGCCACGCCAGUAACUGUUGCUCCAGAGCCUGCCUCUCCCAAGCCUGUGGCGUCCCCUGUGUCCUUCAAAGUGACCUCAAAGCCUGCUACACCAGACCCUGUGUCAUUUGCUGACGCUAUUGCCUCUAGCCCCCCUAAAGCUGCCCCUGAAAUUCCCAUGGCCAAGCCAGAGCCUCUGCCCAAAGCUGAGGUGAAAGAGGUCAAUGCAGCACCAGCUAAGCCUGCCCAGGAGGAUGACGAUGACCUUCCCCCUCUCAUUCCACCAGAGGAGCCAGUAAAGAUGCCAGUCUUCUCACCCCCUACAGUAGUAGAGACUCCUAAGCCUGCCCCAGUUGCUUCACCAGCUGCUGUUGAGCCCAUUGUGGCUACACCAGCUCCCCCUAAGCCUGCUCCAGUUAAGCCCAUUGUGGCUACACCAGCUCCCCCUAAGCCUGCUCCAGUUAAGCCCAUUGUGGCUACACCAGCUCCCCCUAAGCCUGCUCCAGUUAAGCCCAUUGUGGCUACACCAGCUCCCCCUAAGCCUGCUCCAGUUAAGCCCAUUGUGGCUACACCAGCUCCCCCUAAGCCUGUUCCAGUUGUAGCUGCACCAGCGCCUGUUGUUACUUCACCAGCUCUCGCUAAGCCAGUGCCCGUUGUAGCUGCACCAGCUUCCGUCAAGGCCUCUCCAGUUGUAGCUGCGCCAAUUCCAGUUAAACCCGUUGUGGCUUCACCAGUUCCAGUAAAGACCGUUGUGGCUUCACCAGCUCCUCCUAAACCUGCUCCGGUUGUAGCUGCACCAGCUCCCGUUGAGCCAGUUGUAGCUGCACCAGCUUCCGUCAAGGCCACUCCCGUUGUAGCUGCACCUACUCCUGUUGAGUUCUCUCCGGUUGUAGCUGCUCCCGUUGUAGCUUCGCCAGCGCCCGUUGUAGCUGCACCAGCUUCCGUCAAGGCCGCUCCCGUUGUAGCUGCACCAGCUCUCCUUAAGCCUGCUUCCUAUGCAGCCGUGGUAGCUGCACCAGCUCCCCCUAAGCCUGUUCUCGUCAAUCCUGUUGUAGCUCCCCCUAAGCCUGUUGAAGUAGCCAUUGUACCACCAGCACCUGUUUCAAAACCUGCCCCCACCUCUGCUAAAUCCCCUACAAAACCGGAGCCUGUGAUCAAGAAUGACAAGGGUAUUUCUCCUUAUUUUGUCCGUCUCCUGUGUCCCAUCUGUUUGCCCACCAGUGUUGAUUUCUGUGGCCCGUUCAAGUGUCUCUUUUCCCUUUUUAAGGUUUAAUAUAAAGAAAGUAGAGAUUGGAGUCUGUAUUAGCUUUGCCUCAAAUGUAACCUGUGAACUGGCCUGUUUCAAAGAUCACGUGUGUAUAUAUAUUCAAUAUUCAAAAGACCUCAAUUUUGACAUUGAGGUAUUAGGCCUUUGACCAAUCUCACUUUAAUCCAUUUUAAAUUCAGGCUGUAACAAGAUGUUGAAAAAGUAAUGGGGUGUGAAUACUUUCUGAAGGCACUAUUUCAUUCUGUCAACCUGUAAAAGGACAUUUGGGGGGGGGGGGGGUUCCAUGUCAUUGUGAUACAGGUUUGUGAAGUUGGGAGAUUCAUUUAAAAAUCUGUAUGAAAAGGGUGUGCAAGAUUUUACUACUCAACAGAUUCUUUCACAUUUCUAAGCAGGUCUGUUAUUUUCUACACUACAUUUUUGUUAACCUCAUCCACAUAUACCCCAUUUUUAUUCUGUUUCAGUGCCUCAAACUAAUAGGUUAGAUUCACCUACAUUCAACAUCUCAAUUUGUAUUAGUCUCUAGUGCCUCAAAUAGACUUUGCUCAGAUAAAUGCCUAUGCAAUUACAAUUAUCUUGUCUUAACCAGUUCUUCUACAGUAGCCUGUGUCUGCAGCUCAGGCCUAUGCCAGUGACCGCAUGUAUAAUGUGAAUAAUGCUUGUUUCUCUGUGGGGGCUUAUAGGGUCUGGCACUGAAUCGGACAGUGAUGACUCUGUACCAGAUCUGGAGGAACACGACUCUGCACAGACACAGCAAGCCCAGGUAAGACCACAUGGGAUUGACCAAGUGCCCAAGUAAGACUGCCUGAACAGGGGUCUGGUAGGCCACAGAAUCGAUUAAUUUAACUAGCUGCUUAUAUGUUGUAUGGGUGUGAUAGAGUAAACCCUUAUACUGCACUCACAACAUGAUUAGAAUAGAUUCUUGACUCUUCAGUGAUGAUUGAUACAGUGACUUUCGUUCUUCUGAUUCUACUGAAGCCAACCUUCCUGUCCUGAGAAGAGAAAGGGAUCAUUUCAUUUGCUUUAUUUUUACCACGCGUACCAUAUUCUUACAUAUGGGUUGAAUUUUUGGUCUCAUUCCCCAAAAAUAUACAUCUUGACUGUCAUUAAAGGAGGAUCAUUUUUUUUUUUUUUCCACAGCUUGCAGCUGCUGCAGAAAUAGAUGAAGAACCCGUUAGCAAAGCCAAACAGAGCCGUAGUGAAAAGAAGGCACGAAAGGUAACUAGUUUUAAAAACGAUCUAGACUUGUUUUCAUUAGACAUUCCAAUCUUAAAAGUAUACAUUGGAUUAUUUAAAUUACUAUGCAGUCUAUAACUGUCCAUUGUUGGAACUAGUAUUCAGUUCCACUCAAAAUAGAGCUUGACCCAUGAUUGCUUGCUUCUCUCCAGGCAAUGUCUAAGCUGGGUCUCAGGCAGGUGACUGGGGUCACCAGGGUUACCAUUCGCAAGUCUAAAAAUAUCCUGUUCGUCAUCACCAAACCAGACGUCUACAAGAGCCCUGCGUCAGACACUUACAUUGUCUUUGGUGAGGCUAAGGUAAGAUGGAUCCAGGAUAGUUUGAAUUUUGUUUUCUGAUCCCCUUUUAAAUCUGUGAUGCUGUUGGCAUUAUUCCAUCUCAUCUAAACUGCUCUUUCAGAACCAGAAUCACAUACUCUUAAGGGUAUCAGUCAAAUAUGCAGUGUAAUGUCCAUUCAACCAAGGUGUUGUGGUUCUUGCCAAAGGUUACAGCGCUGAUAUCACAGUCUGUUUCUCUGCCUUUGUGUCUCAGAUCGAGGAUCUCUCACAGCAAGCCCAGCUGGCCGCGGCAGAGAAGUUCAAGGUACAGGGAGAAGCCGUGUCGAACGUCCAGGAAAACACGCAGACGCCCACUGUACAGGAGGAAAGCGAAGAGGAAGAGGUGAGGGCCUUGAGAGGGGUAACAAAGUUAUCAUAGAAUCAGCAGCAGGUCAUUUCUCUUCAGUGAUGAUUGAUACAGUGACUUUCGUUCUUCUGAGUCUGCUGAAGCCAACCUUUCUGUCCUGAGAAGAGAAGAGCACUGUAAACUAUGAUAGGGCUUAGUUGUAUACAUGAUCUGAAACCAGAGCACUGUAAACUAUGAUAGGGCUUAGUUUAUACAUGAUCAAAAACCAGGUACCAUACUUUUUGUCCAUUUAGAUGGUAUAACUCUGUUUGCCACAAUUAAUUAGCAUUUAGUUUGUAGUAGUCUCCCAUGUUUAAUGGGGUAAUUUGUAGGUCCAAUCCAAAAGCCCCAUUCCCCUUGAUGUCAGUGAAUUGCAGUGUGAGUUUAACUGUCAGAUACUAAUGCUUUGUCUCAAUGCAUAGGUUGACGAGACCGGGGUCGAGGUGAAGGACAUUGAGCUUGUGAUGUCCCAAGCCAACGUGUCGCGAGCGAAGGCUGUACGCGCCCUUAAAAACAACAACAAUGACAUUGUCAAUGCUAUUAUGGUAAGUACAUUUUACCACACAAUUCCCUUGUCACCAGACUAUUAUCCAGCACAGGGGGUCCCUUCACUCCAAAUAUUUGUAGAUUUGAGUUGUGACCUGUCAAAGUGAUCGUAGGAUCUACUAGCAGCAGGUCAUUUCUCUUCAGUGAUGAUUGAUACAGUGACUUUCGUUCUUCUGAGUCUGCUGAAGCCAACCUUUCUGUCCUGAGAAGAGAAGGGCACUUAACUAUGACGGGGCUUAGUUUGUGCAUGUAUCAACACAUUUGUAUUCUUAUAUUCACAGGAAUUGACGAUGUAGGCUGCUGGUCGAAGGGGUUCUGAAAGGUUGCUGAUUUUAAUCUACUAUUGUUUGUACAAUUUAUACCCGAGAUGGAAAUAAAGUUGUG